UGAACUGUCUCAGCUUGCUGGUUGAUUCUAGUUCUUCUUUUAUAUCUUGUAUCUUGUAUUAGUAAACAAUUUUUCACAAAUCUUCUUUAUUUUAAUAGAGUCGUAAAAGAGACAUGGAUUUAUUAUCCUGAUCUUCACACCCAAGGGUUUUGCCAAAGGCUCUAGGACGGAAUGCCACCUAAAAAGAAAAGGGGACCUGUAGUGGUGGGUACAGUUUCUACUCGUUCUACCAGACGUGAAAGUGUUGUAAAUAUUGAAAUACCUAAAGGAUCGGUGAAGUCAGGAAAGUCUCCGGUAAGGUCCCCAGUACCUAAAAAGCCUACUAAAAAACCAAAACAAGAAGUUUCAAAUACUGAAAAUGAAGAUGGGGAUGCCCAACCUAAGGUGACUGAGACUCCUGCUCCUUCAAAUAAAAUUGAAAUCAGAACUGAAGUAACAGAUCUCUCUGAUGUCCAAGAUUCCAUAAAUUUUUGUAAUAUUGAGAUUCAUGAUGAAACUGAUAAACUGUGCCAAGAAGAAGUUGUUGCAGAAAUAGAAAAAGUAGCAGAAACCAAGACGGAAAUAACAUCAGAUGAAAACAAGGAAAGCGAAAGUGAAAUGAUGGAAUUACAAGCAACCCGUCCAGAGAUCCUAGAACUUCUGAAAGAUUGGAGUGAUGAAGAUAACAGUAAAGACAGUGUUAAAAUAAUUACUGAUAAAAAUAGGAAAAUCAUUGCCAAAGAUCAGCAAUGUCUGAUUGAUAUUCUCGAAGGCACAGGUCCAGAAACUGACCCUACAGCUGAAGGUUUGAAAUCAACUAAAAGAAUACAAGAGAUAAAAGAAGAAGAAAACCCUAUAGUGAACAUUGAGAGCCCUAAAGUUGAAGAGCCAGAUAUCAUUGAAGAAUGUGUGGUUGAAGACAAUAGCAUUAUUAUUGAGUUCUCAGAUGAAAAUUCUCAAGGAAGCAAAGAGGAAAGCAAGAUGGAGACUGAAGCAACCAAUUCAAAAAGUGAUGUAAAUUCAGUGGAAAGUAAAGCAUCUUCAUCUAACCACUCUGAAGACAGUUCCAAUAAUUAUGAAAUUGAAGAACAUAUUAUAUGUGACGCCUCUAAACCAAGCAAUGACUCUAAAAUAUCAGAGGGAUCAGUCAUUAAUACAGAGCAAGGUGAUAAAUUUACCUCAAAAGUCAUUAAAGUAUCUGACACAAGUGUAGAAAUUCAAUUUAUAUUAUCUGAUCAAAAUGAGUUAACCACUGUAAGUGAAUUGAAAACUGAAAUAUUAGAACCAAAGAAAGAUCCAGAAGAGGCCAAUUUGUGCAACAAACUAUUGGAAUCAAUGAAUAUUUCUCAAGAAGGCCCAAAAGCACAAACAUCUGACAAGAUAGAAGAAAGCAUUUCAAAGAUGAGCAUUUCGCCAAGAGAAGAAUCAAAGGCAAAAAUUUUAAAAACUCCACUAGCAAAAGCUAAAAAAAAUAGAAAGCCUUGUGAUUCAGAUAGUGAUCUAACAUCCACAGAAUCUGACAGCAGCCAGAGGAGAAGAAGUUUAAGGAAGAAACCUGAGGUGAACACUGGUUCUAUAGAGAAGUCUAGGCAACAGGAGGAAGUGAAGCCUCUUGAAAGUGAAAAACCUGAUUUAAAACCGUCUUUAGAACACACCUUUUAUACAUCAGAAGCACUUACAAAGAAACCCAUUAAAAUGAAACAAAAAGCCCCACUGGCAAAAGAUGAUUUUAUUCAGGAACCAAUGGAUUGUCUUUCAGAAAAAGCUACUGUAGUAGAUGAAGAAGAGUCUACAUCCAAUGAAAGUAUUAAGGAAUUCAAAUCCCUUUCACUAAUGGAUACGAGUACAGCCAAAACCUCAGACAUGGACACCAGUAUUCCAUUUGAAACAUCAGUAAACAAAAGGUCUCCUAAAAUACCAAAAUCAAAACAAAAACAAUCAGAUGAUGCAACCAAACUGGUAAUAAUAUCAGAAAUUGAUGCCACCAUAGAUGAAGUGUUGCGUAAAUAUACGGUCGAAGAGAAAACAUUAUCCUCAACCUCUUCACAAAAAGACCAAAAACAGAAACCAAAAGAAUCAAAGAAGAAGAAAGAAAAACCAAAAAAAGAUGACAAAAACGGAGAGUCCUCUGAAGAAAGACGUAGGUCCGAUAGAAUUAAAACGAUUGUUCCGGUCAAGAAAAAAUCUCAUGGGUUAGUAAAAUCCAAAUCAGAACCGUGUCUUCCUGACUUAGAUACUUCCGACAGUAAUUCCAAUACAAUGGAAGUCGAAAAAACCAUCCCAUAUGCUUCACCGCAACUUUCAAAACCAGAUAAAAAAUCCAAAUCGAAAUCAACCGAAUCUUUGCAAGUAGUAAAAGUGCUUUCUUCAGAUAUCCCAAAACCGAUGGAUAUAAAAGCCGACAAGUCUGGCCAGGCGGAAAUUGCAGCGCGACUAAAAACAUUUCAACACCUUAAAGAAAAUCAGUACAAAACAGACAGACAAGUUUGUAAAGAAGCUAAAGAAAUGAUCUGCGAUUGUUAUUUAGCAGAGGAGGAUAUUCAAAAAGACGAAUACGGCUGCGGAGAGGACUGCCUAAACAGACUGCUUAUGAUUGAGUGUGGACACUUGUGCCAAGUAGGUGAAAGAUGCACAAACAAGAAAUUCCAAAAGAACCAAUUUGCUCCUGUGGAAGUGUUCAAAACUGAUAAAAAGGGCUUAGGAUUGAGGGCCGCAGCCAAUAUCGCUUAUGGCGAGUUUAUUUUGGAGUAUAUCGGAGAAGUGCUGAAUCCUGAUGAGUUUGAUAAGAGGGCUGAAGUAUAUUCAAAGGAUAAGAAUAUUCACUUUUAUUUUAUGUCAUUGAGGGCCGAUGCUAUUAUAGAUGCUACUAUGAAAGGUAACAUAUCUAGAUUUAUAAACCAUUCUUGUGAUCCUAAUGCUGAAACUCAAAAAUGGACUGUUAACGGGGAAUUACGUAUAGGCUUUUUUAGUACGAGGACUAUUCUAGCCGGAGAGGAGAUCACUUUUGAUUAUCACUUUCAGAGAUACGGGAAAGAAGCUCAGAAGUGCUACUGUGAGGCGUCAAUAUGCAGAGGCUGGCUUGGAGAAAGACCUGAUGAAUCAGAGGAUGAAGAGGAGGAAGAAGAUGAGGAAGAGGAAGAAUCUUCUAAGCAACGCGAACCAGCGAAGGCUGAUGUGGUACUUAUACCUGACAAGUUAGAACCUGGCAAAGAAUUACCAGAGAAAAUGGAUAUAGAAAGUACAGUUACACCAAUGGAAGUAGGUGCAGAAGAAAAACCAGCAGCACCAGCCGAGAUAAAAGAAACUCCGAAAAAGACGAGUAAAAAGAAAGCUAGAAAGGACAUUUUGUAUGAAGAUUUUGAUCAACUUAAUGAUGAUAUUGAGAUGCUUCUCACGACUGGUUUAAAGAACCAGGCUCAUACAUUGAAACUGAGCAGGUUGAUGGUGAGAGCUAAAGAUUUGGAACAUCGUAAGAAGUUACUGCGCGUUUUAAGGAGAGGAGAAGUCGCUUGUCGAAGGUUGUUUUUGGAUUAUCAUGGAUUAAGAUUAAUGCAUGGCUACAUGAUCGACGCCCAGUCUUCAACAGGAGACACCAAAACGACUUUCACCAAACUUGACGUGAUUCAGACCAAACUAGAGUUGCUUCAAACAUUGGCGGUUUUACCAAUUCAAAAUAAAACUAUGCUCAUCGAAAGUAAAGUACUGCCCGCGGUGGAAAAAUGGUCCAAAAACGAAGAUAUUUUUGAAGACGGCGAUCAAAGCGACGUGAAAAAUUCACCGGAGUCCGACGAUCCCGCCGUAAAAGAAAAGAUCGACGAAAUUAAGUUUUUAGCGGCGAAUCUAUUACAAGAAUGGGUAAAUCUCAAAGAAAUUUUCCGCAUUCCCAAAAAACAAAGAAUCGAACAGAUGAAGGAGCACGAGAAAGAAGCAAAUAGGAAAUUCUUGGAGAGCAGUUAUGCCCAAGAAAAAGAACCGUCGAGAAAGAACGAUCAGCGCUACAGGACUUGGUCCCGGUACAAAUCGGAGAGAGAAUCCAGCAGGAAAACUAGGCACGAGGACAAAGACAGACCCUCGGCGGAAUUUUUAAAAAUAAGCAAACAUGAGAGACGUAAACUGUUCGCUCUACAAAUGGAAUUAAAAGAGGAGGAGCGUAGGUUAAAGCAGCGAGAGAUUUGGCGUCAGCACGAGAUGAACUGUAUGAUGAUCGGGGCGGAUCCGAGGUUCACCGCACCUUUCGACCCCAGUAAAGGGUUUCAGUACAUUUGGAAUCCGACACUUGGGCAAUGGCAAGCUUUGCCAGUACCACAAUCUAACAGUUCGCAAGGGAGUUCUAAUUUUAAUCUGCCAAAUCACAAGCCCUCCAUAUCAUUGCAACCGUUUCCGUUUGGUGGAACGUCUACCCCCCAGUUUCCAGCUUUUCCCGUGAUCACAUCAGCACCGAUUCCCAGUCAAAUACCGGGUAUCGCUUCAUCGGUGAACUCGACAGCCCAUCCCGCUAUUCCCGGACCGGUGCACGGUUUGCCUGUCAUUCCUGGAUCCUUACCUGGAAUUAAUCAACCGCCGUUGGCGAAUUUGCCGGUAUUCCACGAGAUAAAAGAAGAGGACCCAUCUCAAGUGAAAUUCGCAGGACCGAUACCGCCUCCGGCAAAACUGCCACCGAAAUGGAAAUGCGCCAAAGACAAGUACGGACGUCCAUAUUACUACCACGUGAAAAUCCGAAAAGCCCAAUGGGAACCCCCACCUUACAUAGAACCCGAAUCAACUGAUUCGUCCAGUUCGGAGAGUAGCAGCGUGAGCUCCUCGGAUUCCAGCUCGGAAUCGGAUAGCGACGAAGACCUGGACGACUCUCGUCUAUUGCUCGACGUAAAAAAACAAUUAGACUCGAGUUCUAAAUUGAAAUUGACUGUCUCGGAUUCUAUUAAACAAGAAUGCAAGGAUUCUGAUACCCCCAGUCCUGAAAUUAAGAUGGAAUCUGAUAGUGAAUAUGAGCCCAGAGAACAAAUGGAACCUCUCUCCUCUAUUGAUAUCAGACUGAAAGAACAGUUUAAUCUUGAUGAUAGUGAGGAUCCGCCUAAGAAGAGAAGGAGGAUCGGGUUGUGUCAAGAAAUAAUUAUCAGUCCUCGAACUGAAGAAGACCACAAACAAUUUAAAGAGGACAUAAAAAGAUUCAAAGCAACUAAAGAAAAACUGAAGAGACAAAAGGAACAGAUGCUGCUCCAAGCCAAGAAGAAACUAAAACUAAAAGAGCGACGACCUUCAAAAACUCGACUUAAGGAAAUGAAAGAGUGGAACGACGAGCAUGCGAAAAAAAUAAAAGAGGUCUUUAGGACUACUAUGGCUACCACUGUGGUAGGAGUGCUCAACGCUUACCGAAAACCUGAGUGUAAAGUUGGUAGGAUUGCCAAUACUGAAGAUUUUAAGCAUCUUGCUAGAAAGUUAACCCAUUUCGUGAUGCUUAAAGAAAUCAAGCAUUUAACAACCAUUGAUGAGCUGGUUUGUACCGACAAUGUGAAAGCGAAGGCCAGGGAAUAUAUUCGAAAGUAUAUGAGUAAAUUCGGGGAGGUUUACCAAAAAAGACAUGACGAACCGGAUUUUAAAGAUUAAUAAAUGUGUUCAUUGUUUUUUUUUUGUAAAUAUUUAUGUAGCCAAGGGUUUUAAAGUUUUAUGUUAGGUUAUCCCCGUGGUUCUUUCCGCAAUGUUUUUGUACACUUUAAAAAUAGAUGUAUUGAAACUUACAA
This is a messenger RNA of Anthonomus grandis grandis, 5717 nucleotides long. It is a transcript of the gene Set2, whose product is annotated as probable histone-lysine N-methyltransferase CG1716. Gene Ontology annotation, molecular function: histone H3K36 methyltransferase activity; protein binding. The coding region runs from base 172 to 5583 and encodes 1803 amino acids. Lineage: Eukaryota; Metazoa; Arthropoda; Insecta; Coleoptera; Curculionidae. The transcript is spliced from 13 exons. Gene Ontology annotation, biological process: regulation of DNA-templated transcription. The record is from RefSeq and is a predicted model, not a curated record. Gene Ontology annotation, cellular component: chromosome; nucleus.